Polychytrium aggregatum is the source of this 891-nucleotide messenger RNA. RefSeq names its product parkin co-regulated protein-domain-containing protein. NCBI's taxonomy places the organism in Eukaryota, Fungi, Chytridiomycota, Chytridiomycetes, Polychytriales. The transcript has 5 exons. Bases 1 to 798 code for a protein of 265 amino acids. The record is from RefSeq and is a predicted model, not a curated record.
AUGUUCAUCCGCACCCACCGUGUCAUGUCUGAUGUCGUCCAUGUCGCCGCUAAUUUCUCGUUCAUGGGGUCACUCUCGCCGGGUAUCGCUCGAGACCGGAAGAGCGUCCAAAAGUCAUCGUCGCGGGUGCUCCCGCCCAACAACAGACCCGGACUAGCCAAGACACGCAGCAAAGAGUCGAUUCCGCCUGUGCCGUCCAUGGGCCAGCCCAAGAUAUCGCAGCGACUGAAUCCCAAAACCGUCGGCCCGAUGGGCAAGGAGGACCAUCAUAAAACGAUCUUCAGCGAGGUGUACUCGAAAGGAGGGAUCCCCUGCCGUCUUAACCACGGGUCCGUCAAGCAUUCGCUGACAUGGAUCCAAGCACCGGCAGGACUGGACUAUGAUCCGCUCUACUUGACCUUCCUUGAAGGUCUGCGCGAAACAGAGCAUCCGUAUACUUUCAUCGUGCGAGAAGGACUCACAGCGCUUAUGGAUGCCGACGGUGCCAAGGCCAAGCUGAUGCCCCUGAUGCCUCGGAUGGUCAGCACUUUGCGAAAGGGGCUGGCGAGCCACAACAAGAAUACGGUCCUGGCGACACUGAAGGUGCUUGCGCACCUGUCGCGGACACUCGGACCAGCCAUGAACUCGAUUCUGGGGCCUCUGCUUCCGCCCGUCGCGGCGCAGGUGAUGAAGACUGACUGGGAAUGGCGACAGACGGUACUGGAGACGCUCAAGACGAUCGAGGUGCACCUGGGCGAGACGGCGCUCAAGCUGAUCAAGUCCAAGGUGCCAACGUAUACGUCCGCGAGCGGCAUCUGAAGCUGCCGUGGCGAGCGAGGGAGGUGCGGUGAAAGAACAGAUAUCGCAAUGGCGGGAGCGAAGGGUCAUGCGCGACAACCAAACACGACGCAG